CAGUGAGCCUGCACUCUUAUUAGCUGCCUACAGUCUGGAAUAGAAGCAGAGGGAUGUUGGGGUGUGUGAAGUCUCUACUCGUCCCUCUCCUCAUACACUUCUUCUUCACUCUGUUCAGUGGUUGCCAUGGUGGCAAGAUCCUGGUGUUCCCCAUGGAAGGCAGCCAUUGGGUGAACAUGGAGGUGCUGGUGAAGGAGCUCCACUCCUGUGGGCACCAGCUGAGCGUGCUCCGGCAGUCUAAGAGUUGGUUUGUGCAGGAACACUCUCCUUACUACAGCUCUAUCCAUGUGAAAUUGGUCAAGAAGGAAGCUGGUUCAGAUCUGUUCGGCACUGCCGUACGCAAUGUCCUGGAGGGCCGCAGGAUCGGCCCCUUCGCGGGAGCUCUGGCCCAGGUGUAAGAGCUGAGCCGAAUAAUGAAGAUAGCCCACAGGUUUACUUGUGGGAUGCUGGCCACCAUGCUGGAGGACAAAGAUCUGAUGGCUCAAUUGAGGGAUGAUCACUAUGACCUGAUGCUGACUGACCCUGGGAUGCCUGCAGUCUACAAUGUGCGAUGGACCACUUUCGGUGAGGGCCACUUCUCCAUUGCUCCAUCGCCUAUCUCCUAUGUGCCUGUGCCUGGUACUGGGUUGACGGACGACAUGGGGUUGCUGGAGAGAACCCGCAACUUCCUGCACUACUGCCUGAACCUACUUCAGGAACGCUGGUUGAUUCUGCCAAUUUACAAUGACCUUCUACACCAUCAUUUCCCUCCAGGUGCCAACAUCCCAGAUAUGCAGUAUGCUGCUGACCUUUGGCUGAUACGGGUGGACUUUGUGUUUGAGUUCCCACGUCCCUCCAUGCCCAACUUGGUAUACAUUGGAGGCUUUCAGUGCCACCCAGCCAGGGAGUUGCCAGCUGAGCUGGAGGCAUUCAUGCAAAGCUCUGGUGAAGCUGGGGUGGUCUUAAUGUCUCUGGGUACUUUUAUCACUGCUUUGCCCAAGGAAGUGACUGAAGCCAUUGCGCUUUCUUUUGCGCAGCUCCCUCAGAAGGUGGUGUGGAGGUUUGUGGGGAAGAGGCCAUCCACAUUGGGCAACAACACUCUGCUCAUGCAAUGGAUGCCACAGAGUGACCUUCUGGGUCACCCUAAGACCCGUGCCUUUGUGGCCCAUGGUGGCACCAAUGGCCUCUAUGAGGCCAUCUACCAUGGGGUGCCAGUGCUCGGACUGCCACUGCUCUUUGACCAGUUGGAUAACGUGGUGCGACUAGAGGCUCGUGGUGCUGCUCGCGUGCUGGAUGCUGCCACACUUAGGGCAGAAGGUUUCCUGGAGGCACUGCGAGAAAUCUUGGAGAAUCCAUCUUAUCGCCUCAACAUGCAAAAGCUUUCCCGCCUGCACCAAGACCAGCCAAUGCGUCCUUUGGACAAAGCUGCAUUCUGGGUUGAAUAUGUCAUCCGACACAAGGGGGCGCCCCACCUUCGCACAGAAGCUUAUAUCAUGCCCUUCUAUUCAUACUACAGCUUGGAUGUGGCAGCACUGCUGCUAUCUCUGCCUCUGCUGGCCACGGGAGGCUUCCUCAUGCUUUUUCGGACUCUGAUAUGCAGGAAAGACUUGAAGACAAUGAAAGAAGAAGAUACUGAAAGAGAACACAAACGUUCUGAAAGAAAACAGUAGCGUUGUGAAGGAAAAGAGUAACAUUUUAAGGAUUUCGUGCUUGCUUAGCCAAGAGCAGGCAAAAAGGAAGCUUGACUCAUUAACAGGAUUACUGAGAGAUAAAAGAUGUUUAUCAGAAAAGGACAGAAAUGCCCUUAUUAAGAUGCCCUAACGAUAAUUACGGCACCACAUUAACCACAUAUUCACUUUCAUAACUCACUUUGCUCUCAUUCACUCUCCCUUCCUCCCUAUCUUUCUUUUCUUCUCCUCUCUGUGUGGACGCAGAGCUGUGCCCCUCUCAGCUCAAAGGAUUCCCUGCCAAGACCAACUGAGUGCUUAUGAUUAGGCGCAGACCACUUCCUGGAAUCAUUAAAGUUUCCACUAAUCCCCUCUUUGCAUAACGCUAGGACCGAGAGUAAUUGUAGAAUAGAAAAAAGAAGUCAGGAUCAUCUGUUCAGUAAACAGACUGGCCCGCCUGGGGUGAUGUAAUCACGCAGUCGGCCGGAUAAGAUCUGUGAUCACUGAAUAAUUUGGCGAUUAUCUCAUUUAUCCCUAUCUCGUAUAAUCCAGCAAAUGUUUCUUUCUCUUUUUGUCUAUUUUCAGACACGUGUACACAAACGCGCACGGCAAUACGCAAUACGGCUGGAUCGCAAUCAAAUAAAACCAUAUUUUGAUGACAAAGAAUUUGUCUGUGGUCAGCACUAUUUUCUAAUAUCAGCAGAUGUGAUGGCAUUUCACCAGUAGGUGGAGCAACAGAUGCAUUUUUAAUAGAUGGUUCCCAUGAUGAAUCUUUCAGGUGGAGCGACUAAAAACAGGCCGAUUACGCUCAAAGACAAUGAUGAAUCUACCACUUACAAAACAAAUGCAUUUCAGAUCAGAACACGGAGCAGCGUAUUUUUGCUUCAGAAGAAAUCCCAGCCUGGAGAAGGUCCUUCUCCUCAUCAGAUAAGAGAGGAGAGAUGGACAGAUUGACGGACAGGGCAAUAAGAUGAAGAGAGCGGGAGAAAGAAGAGAGCUAAAGCUGAUUGAGAGGGCAUUAGGCAUGGCUGUAGACGCUAAUGUAUGCUUCUAAUGACUCAUUAUCUCAUUAUCAAUCUUUCUCUCACUCAUCUUUUCUUUUUCCCACUCUCUCUAUCCCCUCCCAAUCGACUAGCAAUGAUGGGAAUAGCAAUUAGGACGCUGGGCUGCCAAAUGGCUAUUUUAAUUAGCUUUCCUUAAGAGAGACAAGGAGGUGGGAGGGCACAGACAGAAAGAGAAGGGGGAGGGGCAAGUGAGAGGGAGAUGGUGAGAGAGAGGGAGAGAGACUGAUGUUCUUAAUAAGUGUAUUAGAUUAGGAGGUCAUUAAACCUAUGCUCGGAUUGAUGAUUAGGAAUUCCUGCAGGUCGUAGAAACUUAUUAACGUGGCCCACUCAGUGUUAAUAGAACUAUCCUAUUUGUGUUAAACGCAAAGAAAUUAAAACUAAAAAGCAAUUACAGCGUGAUGGCAUCGUCCGUCGCCCUCCCGUGGUCAGCCAUCACCUCAGUGAAGAGCCAGUUAAAAGCUUUAAGGGUGGAAAGGAGUCCCGUCACCUCUGGACCUUUUGAUCCUUUCUCAGUGUUGCUCAGUGUUCUGAGUGUUUCCUACAGAUCGGAAAAUUGAAAACAUUCUAGAUUCUACUUAAUGUUCUGAAUUUUACCUAAUGUUGGGAAUUUUGUUAAUUUUUCCCAACAUUUAAAAUUUUACCUAAUGUUCUGAAUUUCCAUA
Pygocentrus nattereri (red-bellied piranha) is the source of this 3372-nucleotide messenger RNA. It is a transcript of the gene ugt5g2, whose product is annotated as UDP glucuronosyltransferase 5 family, polypeptide G2. Lineage: Eukaryota; Metazoa; Chordata; Actinopteri; Characiformes; Serrasalmidae. Gene Ontology annotation, molecular function: UDP-glycosyltransferase activity. The record is from RefSeq and is a predicted model, not a curated record.